AUGUGUCCUCUCAGCGGAAUCGAGCUCGCCAGCAGGACGGGUCUGCCUACGCCAGAGCCGCACGCUAUAGUGCCCCCAAAGGAAUGGAAGCCGCGGCAGUGCUACGAUGACAUCGAUGAGCUCGUCAUCCCAGCGCCCAUCCAGCAGGUGGUGACCGGCCAGUCGGGCCUCUUCACGCAGUACAAUAUCCAGAAGAAGGCGAUGACAGUCCGGGAAUUCAGGAGGAUCGCAAACAGCGACAAAUACUGCACGCCUCGCUACACAGACUUUGAAGACCUUGAGCGAAAGUACUGGAAGAACCUGACAUUCAAUGCCCCCAUCUAUGGUGCUGAUGUUAAUGGGACACUUUAUGAUAAGCAUGUAGAUGCAUGGAAUAUCGGCAGGCUGAACACAAUCCUGGAUAUCGUGGAGAAUGAAAGUGGCAUAACCAUUGAGGGAGUGAAUACUCCCUAUCUCUACUUUGGCAUGUGGAAAACUUCCUUUGCUUGGCAUACAGAGGACAUGGAUCUCUAUAGUAUUAAUUACCUGCAUUUUGGGGAACCCAAGUCAUGGUACUCUAUUCCUCCAGAACAUGGGAAGCGGCUGGAGAGACUCGCCAAAGGUUUCUUUCCAGGAAGUGCCCAGAGCUGUGAAGCUUUUCUCCGUCACAAGAUGACCCUGAUCUCUCCAUCAAUUCUGAAGAAAUAUGGCAUCCCAUUUGAUAAGGUGACACAGGAGGCUGGAGAAUUCAUGAUAACUUUUCCCUAUAGUUAUCAUGCUGGCUUUAAUCAUGGAUUUAACUGUGCUGAAUCUACCAACUUUGCUACUCUUCGAUGGAUAGAGUACGGGAAGCAGUCUGUGCUGUGUUCGUGUCGGAAGGACAUGGUGAAGAUUUCCAUGGAUGUGUUUGUAAGAAAAUACCAGCCAGAUCGCUACAAGCUUUGGAAAGCUGGGAAGGAUGUGACUGUCAUUGAUCACACUCUUCCAACACCGGAGGCAGCAGAAUUCCUUAAAGGAGACCUCAUGCAGAGAGUCAAGAGUGGAAAACAGUGUGCCGAGGAAACGGAAACUGGGGAAACAUGUAAAGAGGAGGUGGAAGGGGAUGAGAGAAAAAGCAUGCCCAAGCAUCGCAUAGGAACUAAGAGGCAUAGAGUCUGCCUGGAAGUGCCUCAAGAGGUGAGUGAAAGUGAAGCCUUCCCCAAAGAGGAGCUGAGCUCUAUGCAGUAUGAAGUGGAUGUGGCAGAGCCUUCUGUGAGACCUACCAGCGGACUUGUGCAGCAGGGUGAUCGAGGGCUCAAACUUCCAGAUCAUACGGACUCAUCAGCCCAAUUCGAAGAACUGAAAAGGGUGAAGCUUGAGGAGGAAGAAGAGGAAGAGCAAGAAGCAGCUGUGCUAGAUCUCUCUCUUUCACAUGCUUCACACUCGGCUUCAGCUCUGCCAGCUUCGAAGCCAGGUUCAACUUCCAGUGUUCAGCCCAGCUCACCAGCAUAUUCUGGUUCUUCAGACUGUGAAUCCAGUGAUCUGCUGCCAAAAAGGACUGUUCCCGGGCCAGCAGGGUUGUUCACUGUCCAUAGCUACGCUAGAGGAGAUGCCAGCGGAUCUGACAGUGAGCAAACUUCAGGGAAGAAAGCCAGUGCUACAGCCAGUGUGAACGAGCAGGAACUGGCAGAGGUAGCAAAGGAGUACAUAAGAUCAAUGAAGGAGAGUAAGAAGUCCAAGGGCCGUCGCCAACCGUUGAGCAAGCUUCCCCGCCAUCACCCGCUCUUGGUUAAAGACUGCGUUAGUGAUGAUGAGGCAUCAGAGCAACUAACUCCCGAAGAAGAGGCUGAGGAGACAGAAGCCUGGGCCAAGCCACUCGGCCAGCUGUGGCAGAAUCGGCCACCCAAUUUUGAGGCUGAAAAAGAAUAUAAUCGGACCAUGGCUCAGCAGUCUCCGUACUGUGCUGUUUGUAUGCUCUUUCAGACAUACCAAGCAGAAUGUGGAGGCCACAGUCAAAACUCUGGAGUAGCUCCAAGUGCUGCAGAUGGGAAGAUCCGAACCAAGCCCCUAAUUCCUGAAAUGUGCUUCACUGCAACUGGCUGCAGCACUGACCUCAAUCCCUCAACUCCUUACUUGGAAGAGGAUGGAACCAGUAUACUUAUCACCUGCAAGAACUGCCAUGUCUGUGUUCAUGCAAGUUGUUACGGUGUAUCUCCUGACAAGGCCACGGAAGACUGGAUGUGCUCCAGGUGUACAGAGAAUGCCUUAGAAGAGGACUGCUGUUUGUGCUCAUUACGAGGAGGAGCGCUGCAGAGAGCCAACGAUGACAAAUGGGUUCACGUGAUGUGUGCUGUAGGUGUCCUGGAGGCAAAAUUUGUGAACAUUGCAGAGCGCAGUCCCAUAGAUGUUGGCAAAAUCCCCCUGCAGCGCUUCAGGCUGAAAUGCAUUUUCUGCAAAAAACGGAGAAAGAGAAUCGCAGGUUGCUGCGUGCAGUGCUCCCAUGGUCGGUGUCCCACGUCCUUCCACGUCAGCUGUGCCCAAGCAGCAGGAGUCAUGAUGCAGCCCGAUGAUUGGCCGUUUGUUGUCUUCAUUACCUGCUUCAGACACAAGACUCCAUCUCAGGCAGAGCGAGCCAAGGCUGCACUCCAGGACCUGACACCUGGACAGAUAGUGAUCAGCAAGCACAAGAACGGUCGCUUCUAUCAGUGUGAAGUGGUCAGUCUUGCAAAGGAGACCUUCUACGAGGUCAACUUCGAUGAUGGCUCCUUCAGUGACAACCUGUAUCCGGAGGACAUUGUGAGUCGAGACUGUCUUCAGUUAUUAGGGGAGGUUGUGCAGGUGAGAUGGACGGAUGGACAGGUUUAUGGAGCCAAGUUUGUUGCAUCACAUGCCAUCCAAAUGUACCAGGUGGAAUUUGAAGAUGGCUCGCAGUUGAUGGUGAAAAGGGAUGACGUGUACACUCUCGAAGAGGAGCUUCCCAAGAGAGUCAAAUCAAGGCUGUCAAUAGCUUCAGAUAUGCGCUUCACAGAGAUCUUUGCGGAGAAGGAGGUCAGACAGGAGAGGAAGAGACAGAGGGUGAUCAACUCACGCUACCGGGAGGAUUACAUCGAGCCUGCGUUGUACCGGGCGAUCAUGGAGUAAGCCCUGCCCGUGGCACAGGAAGAUGCCCGUGUCCCCAAGGACUUAGAUGCUCCAGUACAACAGGCCAUAUUUGGAUGCUUCAAAUCCAGGGUGUUUUUGUUUUUGUUUUUGGGGUUUUUUUUUUUAUUUUUUUUAAAGGAAGCUAAAAAGCUGAUGCUCUGCAGUAGCUGAAAGCCAGCCGUUGGAUAGUGGAACGGAUCCCAUUUGCUGAAGCUGAUGCCUGCAGGCUCCUGGUCUGAAGUUGGGUCCUUCCUGAAUAAGCCAGCUUGGAGGUGCUGCUUUCAUCUCGUCAAGCAGUCUUGCUUUUUUUUAUUAGAGACUAUUUUGACAGGUGGCAAACUCUUCUGGGAGUUGUAGCCAGGAAUCUUGGCAGCUGCAGAAUAGGACAAAAUGUAUUGUUUUAAUUGAAUAAUGUUCCUGAUUGGGGAGUCUCCCUGGUGGCCACACCUGGGCUUGAGCAGGCAGUAUUACUGGUGCUUGACAUUGAACCUCUUUUUAUAUUUAUAUCCAUCUUUUUGUCUCAAGCAGCUUUAGCCUCUCGUUUCUCAGCACCUCCUUUCUGAGGGUUGAGAUCUGGGCUGUUCAAGGUCCAAGCAGAUGGGAGGUGUUUGUGUGAACAGGUGAAAUGUGAAAUCAAAUCCUCUUGGACAAACUAUUUAACCCUCCCUAAUACUUUUGUUCUGAUACUUGCUUUGACUUAUAAGUUAAACUGUAAUAGUACGUGCCUCGGUACCAACAAAAUCUGUCUGGAGCCCUGCACAGCGCAGCUCCCUAACAAGAAUAUACAUUCAGCUCC
Tinamus guttatus (white-throated tinamou) is the source of this 3895-nucleotide messenger RNA. NCBI's taxonomy places the organism in Eukaryota, Metazoa, Chordata, Aves, Tinamiformes, Tinamidae. The record is from RefSeq and is a predicted model, not a curated record.